AUGGUGAUUGUGACCCGGUUGGAACCGCCAAUACCUCAGACGGCGCUGGCGCUCACGAUCCGGCUUAACCACGACUUGGUUGACGAGUUCAACCGGUGUGUGGCCCAGGGUGGAAAGCCCAAACUUGUGGUCAAGGACGGCUACAUGCUGAUACGGGUCGGCGACGCGGAGUACCCGUGUAUCAAGAUCCCCGAAACCCUCAACGUCGAGGUGUAUCUGAACCUGGGUUCGAGUCAGGGUUGCUAUGAUGGUCGCGUCUCCACAAAGCUCUCGGUAAUCACCGACCCUCGGAAAAUCAGAGAAUAUCGGAAAGACUUAGAGCGGCGCAAAUUGGAGGCAAACUCAGUGUCUCCCACCAAGCCCGCUCGACCGGCGCUGGCGCAACUACUGCCUUCGAGCAAACAAAAACAAGCACGUCGUGCUAAUCCAUUUUUAGUGUCACCAGGCGACUCAAAUGCAGCUAUAGCUUUGAAAUUUGUUCAAUUUAUAGCUCUCGGCCCUGCUAGCGAUAACGACAUCGCCACUAAUCUUGGCUCUGCGGUGCUGGCUUCGAAAAUCGCACAAUUAAAGCAGGACUAUUGUCAAAAGUACGAUCGAAAUAAUCUGUUCUACCACAAUGAUCGCUUCCCCACGCUUGAGCGACGCCUGCGCAAAAAUAAGCUGGGGACGCCUGCUUCUGCUGGUGAUUCGGAUGGGGAUUUGGACGACAUUGACCACAUUGAUUCUAUGGACGAUGAGUCUCCUCUUCCCGAUCUUGUAGGUGACCACUAUUUGUUGAAGGAUAAAUCUUACAAGGAGUUACAACCGUGGGAUUGGCUGAGAUACACUCCAUUUGAACGAAAGCUUGUGGUUCACAACAUCCAUCGAGCCCUUACCCGAUUAGGGUUUUCGGAAGCCCAUCCAUUGCGUCGCAAGAUAUGUGACCCCCAGGCGUCGCUGGCGGUGGGGUCACCAAGCCUGGCUAUGGCUUCCGAUGACGAAAAUCGUCGCUCCCAAUUAGGCGGCGGAAUAUUGCAUAUGAAAAAGACUACGAAAAAGGCGGCAACGGUAUCACCCAAGGUACUGGGAAAGGCCGCAUUGUCGUCGACAAAACCACCUACGGCCUCUGCUCUGAGACCGCUGACUUCGCAAACGUUAGCGAAGCGCAAGUUUUCCCUGUCCCUGCUGUCACUGUCCGACGAUGAUAAGCAGACCAAGAAGCUCAAAAUGGAACUGGACACGCUGCCUCUGUCAGAAGAAGAUGACACACCUCUUCUGCGUCGUGCGGCUACGGCUAGUCCCGCUGCAGGUGACGCGAAGGCUAAACGUAUGGAUUACUACAAUCAACUUGCCCUCAAAUUCCGCGAUAAGUACAAGGAGUACGCUUUAUUGUACAAUCGACUCAAAAAUCCUGCGUCGAUGUCGAAGGCUGAGCUGAAACGGCAGCUUCUCAAGCUUUUUGAGUUGCAUACUCAAUUGAGCGGAUGGAAGAAGAAGUUAUGGGAGUACGAUCGAGACAUUAAGAACAAACUGGAAAUUAUGGGAUUGUCAAAGCACAAGAAGACGUCAGGCACUAGUGCUAAUUCGACGAGUCGACUGUCAGCUUCAACGCCGGCGCCAUCUUCUCGUGCUCGCUUCCCUCUCAACUAUUAA
Diutina rugosa is the source of this 1632-nucleotide messenger RNA. RefSeq lists its product as uncharacterized. The record is from RefSeq and is a predicted model, not a curated record. The transcript is spliced from 2 exons. NCBI's taxonomy places the organism in Eukaryota, Fungi, Ascomycota, Pichiomycetes, Serinales, Debaryomycetaceae. Bases 1 to 1632 code for a protein of 543 amino acids.